Molecule: messenger RNA, 798 nt
Organism: Verticillium nonalfalfae
Lineage: Eukaryota; Fungi; Ascomycota; Sordariomycetes; Glomerellales; Plectosphaerellaceae
Gene: TMA22
Product: Translation machinery-associated protein 22
Exons: 4
Coding region: 1-798 (265 amino acids)
Biological process (GO): translation reinitiation; formation of translation preinitiation complex
Molecular function (GO): mRNA binding; translation initiation factor activity
Source: RefSeq, a predicted model, not a curated record
AUGGGAGUUCAACGACUCGUCCGCAUUGCCCUACAUGAAUCGCUCCGCGAGAGGCCUGCUGCGUCUGUUGUCGGAAACGAAGCUGCGAACCACGCGUUCGUUCUGCACAACCUCACCAACACCAACACCAACACUUCAUUCUUCAGUCCUACCAGAGUCCCCCCUACACCCGCUCUUAUGGCCGAUACGGAGCAAGCCGAUUUUGAGCCCCAGAGCCGUCACGUCACAUAUUGUGGUGUCUGCACUCUCCCCCCCGAGUUUUGCGAAUAUGGCGGCACGGUGAAGAAGUGCCAGGAGUGGCUCGAGAAGAACGAGCGCCCGCUCUACGACAAGAUCUGGUCGCCCGAGGCCCUCGAGGCGGCGACGGCGUCCCUGUCCGUCGAGGCGCAGAAGCGCGCCGCCAAAGACGCCCAGAAGAAGGCCGCCAAGGCCGAGGCCGCCGAGGCCAAGCAGGCCGACCGCCUCGCCAACAGCACCAUCACCAUCAAGCGCAUCGAGCGCAACAAGAAGAAGUUUGUCACGGCCGUCAUCGGCCUCGAGGCCUUUGGCCUCGACCUCAAAAAGGUCGCCAAGGACCUCGGCAAGAAGUUCGCCACCGGCUCCUCCGUCAGCAAGCUGCCCAGCGGCGGCUCCGAGAUUGUCGUCCAGGGCGACGUCAGCGACGAGAUUGAGGAGUUCCUGCUCGAGAAGUACAAGGAGAUACCCGAGGACAACAUUGAACUGGUCGACGACAAGAAGCUGAAGAAGAAGGCCGCCCAGGCCGCCGCCGCCGCUGCGGGGGCCGCCGGCAGCAGUUAG